This is a messenger RNA of Anneissia japonica, 1735 nucleotides long. RefSeq lists its product as uncharacterized. The transcript is spliced from 2 exons. The record is from RefSeq and is a predicted model, not a curated record. The coding region runs from base 127 to 1461 and encodes 444 amino acids. NCBI's taxonomy places the organism in Eukaryota, Metazoa, Echinodermata, Crinoidea, Comatulida, Comatulidae.
AACCAUGGAUUAAAAUAACAGAUAUAUUCACUGCAAGGAGUAAGAAAAAUACAGACAUAGUAGAAGAGAAGAGAAUACAUCAUUUUACAUUAUCCAUGAUUUGUUUGCUCCACAAAAACGGUAAAUAUGACUCGGUAUAAUACCCAUCUACGAAGUAUGGCUUUCUUUUUGUACAUACUGUACGUGCCUACUUGUAUGGUAAGAGGAUUAAUCAUUCAAAAAGCAGUACCUGGACAGAAUGUAUCUCUGCCUUGUAUGGUUGACCAGGUGAAUAACCAACAGACUGUUAAGUGGUGGAGUCACAGUCGUUACAUCAGUUCUGAAAAAAUUAUUAUUGAUUCACUUGGCCUUAUAAAAACAUCUUUUGCUUUACCUGGUGAAGGUGCAAACUAUAGUCUGUUCAUUAUGAUACCUGAUGAAAUCACCAUCUGGCCAUAUCUUGUAGAAACCUAUGAAUGCAGGUUAGUUUCAAACACUGAUGGUGAUGUUUUACAGAAAUUAAAAAUUUAUGAACUGCAAAUCUACCAGCCAGAAUGUAUAAUCAUCCACAUUAAUGGUAGCAUAUCAGUUCCUUCAUGUUCCUAUCAAAAUAUUCCAGAGGUCCAAGCAACAUGGCUUGUUGAUGACAGUAGUGUUCACAGCAUAAGAGAUUGCACAUCUGACGUCUGUCCACUGAAUUACACAUUCAACCCAAGAGAAGUCAAUCCACAAGAUAUUGAAUGUAGUGUUGAAAUCCCAAAUAGAAAACUUUGGAGAAUAAAAUGUUCUAUAACGCAGACACAUAGUACAAUACUACCACAAAAAACGGAGGUAUCGUCACAAUCAACUUCCCCUACUAAAUACAUUGAUGUAGAUAAUUCACAAGGCACCAUGGUCCAAACAAGCCCAGAAGGCCCUGUUUUAUCUUCAACAAUAACAACAGCAGAAAAAGAAGACAAUGCAACACAAUUAAUAGUCAUAAUCUCAGUAGCAGCUUUAAUAAUACUAUUUCUAAUCAUUAUUAUUUUAUUUUUUGUAAGAAGGAACUUCAAAAUAAAACAAAACUCUGCAAUGAAAUCACCACCAACAGAUAAAAAUGUAUACUUUGAGAAUGACCAACAAGAAGAUACAAACGAAAUUAGAAUGAUGGAAGGAGCAGCACAAAGUGAUGACAUCAAUUUUAAGCAAUCUUCUGAGGACAGUGUCAUGAAAGAAAAUGACAUCUACCAAUCCGCAGACACCAAUUCUUAUGAACUAUCACCCGUUGUUAAUGAAGUUAGUGUUGCCAAGCCAGGUGAAGCUAAUUAUCCUGACCGAACAAACAAGGCUGAUGAAGAAAUUAAUGAUUUUGUCGAUGGUAUAAAUAUGAAUAAGAAAAAUGAUGGGCCUACUACAUCACAGACACACAACAAGGUCAAAACAUAUGAUGAUUUGGGGUACAUUGAAAAAGAGAAUGAGGCUUACCAAUCACUUAAUGGUUGACCAUGCCGUUUAAAAGCGAACCAUGGAUUAAAAUAAAGGAUAUAUUAACCUGCAAGAUGUAAGAAAAGGCAGACAUAGUAGAAGAGAAGACGUAAAAUAUAUCUUUUUACAUUAUUCAUGAUUUGUUUGCUCCACAAAAACGGUAAAUAUGACUCGGUAUAAUACCCAUCUAUGGAGUAUGGUUUUCUUGUUGUACAUACUGUACAUGCCUACUUGUGUAGUAAGAGGAUUAAUCAUUGAAGCUGUACCUGGACAGAAUGUAUCUCUGCCAUGU